Molecule: messenger RNA, 8863 nt
Organism: Sphaerodactylus townsendi
Lineage: Eukaryota; Metazoa; Chordata; Lepidosauria; Squamata; Sphaerodactylidae
Gene: DHX34
Product: DExH-box helicase 34
Exons: 16
Coding region: 514-3828 (1104 amino acids)
Biological process (GO): nuclear-transcribed mRNA catabolic process, nonsense-mediated decay
Cellular component (GO): intracellular anatomical structure
Molecular function (GO): RNA binding
Source: RefSeq, a predicted model, not a curated record
GCCGGGCCGCCCAGGAUUUCCGCCGCUGUCUUCCCAGCAGCUCUGCCAGGUAGGCCGGACGGGGCUCAGGGCCAGCGCCCCCCGUUGGCUCCUUGGCCGCGGCUUCUGCUGCUGCGCCCCCCCCCCCCCGGCUGGGCGCCGCGGGCUUGUUGCAGCUUUGCUGAACCCGACGACCGGCCCCAAACCGGCUGCGCUCCUGCCGCGGAACUGCUGCUUUUCCGGCGGCCGAGGAUUCGGUCCUCCGGAAGCCAAAGAGCACAGCCCCCAAACCCCGCCCCCGCCCCACUGAAGGCGUUCCGGCCGCGCGAGGUGCCCUCCGGGAGGCUCUGGCCGCUUUGAGCCGGAAUGAUGGGUCUGGCCGCGGCAGGAACCCUCCGCCCCCGCCCCGCCCCGGCUCCUGAUGCCCGGCUGCCCCCCGCCCCCCCUCUGCUUUCCCUUCCAGCUCUGCCCCCGCCGCCUGGCAAGGAGCCAGUGGGCAGCCCGGGAGGGCCCUGAGGACUCGCCCGGCCAGAGAUGGAGCGGCCCAGGGAGGAGCGGGACUGGGCCUGCCCUGCCAGGCGGGCCCUCCUGGAGGAGACCCACUUGCCAGCGAGCAUGGCGGCCGGAGAGAGGAGCGAGUUCUGGGCCUUCUGGGAGAGGCUGCGGGGCUUCUGUGGCCCCAGGACUGGGAGGGGUCCGCCAGGCGCUUGCUGCCCACCCUUGCGGCCCGGGCCAGAGUAUGAUUCCUGCUUGCGCAUAAACCUGCGGCGGCCAGGGCGGGAAGUGCCGGGCGUGCCGGGCGACCGGGUGCGGGAAUUCCAUUGGGCCCUGCUCCGCUUCUUGGACUUCCGGCAGAAGCGCAGUUUCUCCCGCCUGGCACAGCUGCAGAGGGAGCGGGCUGCCUUGCCCAUUGCACGCUUCCGGGAGCCACUGCUUGCGGCUGUGGCCAGGAACCAGGUGGUGGUGGUGGCUGGAGACACAGGCUGCGGCAAGUCCACCCAGGUACCACAGUUCCUCCUGGAUGCCGGAUACACCCACGUGGCCUGCACACAGCCCCGGCGCAUCGCCUGCAUCGCCUUGGCCAAGCGGGUGGCCUACGAAAGCCUGCAGCAGUACGGUAGUCAGGUUGGCUACCAGAUCCGCUUCGAGAGCACCCGCUCCUCGGCCACGCGGAUCGUCUUCCUGACGGAAGGGCUGCUGCUGCGCCAGGCCCAGCGGGAUCCCACACUGUCUGGCUACCAUGUGCUGCUUGCAGACGAGGUUCACGAACGGCGCUUGCAUGGGGACUUUCUCCUGGGGCUGCUGCAGAGGCUUCUGCCAGCCCGGCCCGACCUGAAGCUGGUGCUCAUGUCCGCCACCAUCAAUAUCCAGCUGUUUGCUGAUUAUUUUGGGGGGGCCCCCGUGAUUCAAGUCCCUGGCCGGCUCUUCCCCAUCACGGUCCUGUAUGAACCCAUCUCCCCUGAGGAGGGGGCCAGUGGGCAUAAGGACCGACUGGAUCCCCGGCCUUACCUGCGUGUCCUACAGGCUAUUGAUCACAAGUACUCUCCGGAUGAAAGAGGCGAUCUGCUCAUCUUCCUCAGUGGCGUAGCUGAGAUUGCGGCCGUGGUAGAGGCUGCCCAGACCUAUGCUGCUCACACCCAGCGCUGGGUGGUUCUUCCUCUGCACAGCACCCUCUCUGUAGCUGAGCAAGACAAGGUAUUUGAUGUGCCUCCCCAAGGAGUUCGGAAAUGCAUCGUCUCCACCAACAUCGCUGAGACAUCAGUUACCAUUGACGGUGUCCGCUUUGUGGUUGAUUCAGGGAAAGUGAAGGAGCUCAGCUAUGACCCCAAGGCCAAGCUGCAGCGGCUGCAGGAGUUCUGGGUCAGUCAAGCCAGUGCCGAGCAACGCAAGGGGCGUGCUGGCCGGACGGGGCCUGGAGUCUGCUACCGGCUGUAUGCUGAGACGGACUACAAUGCCUUUCCUGCCUACUCAGUGCCAGAGAUCCAGCGUGUGGCGCUUGAUGCCCUGGUGCUUCAGAUGAAGAACAUGGGUCUGGAGAACCCACGAGCCUUUCCUUUCCUGGAGCCGCCUCCUGCAUCCAGCCUGGAGACAGCCAUUGGAUACUUGAAGCACCAGGGAGCGCUGGACAUGGAGGAGAAUCUCACGCCCAUCGGAAACCUGCUGGCUGAGCUACCUGUGGAGGUGGUAAUUGGGAAGAUGCUGGUACUGGGCACCCUCUUUGGCCUGACUGCCCCCACCCUGACCACGGCGGCUGUCCUGAGCGUCCCCUCCCCAUUCCUGCGCAGAGGCAGCAAGUGCUGUGAUCCGGAUUGUGUCACUGCCCGGCGGUCCUUGGAGAGCUGCUUAGGAGACCCCCUGACUUUGCUGAACAUGUUUGAUGCCUGGGUACAGGUGAAGUCUGAGAAGCGUGGCAGGUCCCGGCACUGGUGCCGCCGUCGAGGCCUGGAGGAGCACCGGCUCUAUGAGGCAGCCAACCUGCGGCGCCAGUUCCAGGAGUUGCUCAGGGACCACCAGCUCCUGGAACCUGCCGCUUGUCCUAGCGACUCCUACACCCGGCAGAGCCGGCUCCGGGAGCGCCAGAAGCUGCACAGACUCAAGUGGGAGCAUGAGCGAGGAGCGGCCCGGAGGCCCAAGGUGCUUCGCUUGCAGGAUGAGCAGGUUGACUCUUCCUCGGGAGAUGAAGGGGAGGCGGAACAUGACCUUGACAUCCAGGAUGUGAAGUUCCAGCUUCGCCACAACCUGUCAGAGUUGCAAGCGGCGGCCUCCAUGGCUCAAGGCCUGCCACGGUCACAGCUGACCCUCUUGCAGCUGGUGCUGGGCCGUGGCCUGUACCCCCAGUUGGCGGUCCCUGAUCCCUUUAACAGCACCCGCAAGGACUCAGACCAGAUCUUCCACACCAAGGAGAAGGCCGGCAUCCUCCUGCACCCCACCAGCAUCUUUGCCAACUCACCAGAGUUGCUGGCCCAGGGUCAGAGGGCUGGGCGCCACCGAGGCGGGAAGGGCGACCUGAGCAGCAGCCACCAGAUCCUGGCCUUUGUCUCACUGCUGGAGACCAACAGGCCCUACCUGGUCAACACCCUGCGCCUGCCUGCCUUGCAGUCCCUCUUGCUCUUGGCCCAGUCCCUGGACACCAACGCAGACUGCACGCGCAUCGUGGCUGACACCUGGCUGGAGUUGCACGUCCCUGUGGCUGAGGCUGCCCUGCAGUUGCUCUCCACGGCCCUGCAGCUCCGGGCCUCCUGGGAGAAGGUGCUGGAGCGGCAGCUGGCCUGCCGGAUGAGUCACAGGAGCCAGGAGGAGAGGGGCAAGGAGAGCCGACCCAGCCCCCACCCAGCGGGGCUGCUCACCCGGGAGCUGCUGGCCUUCCUUCAGACGGAGGUGCAGUACGGUCUGCGGCGGCUGACACCCCUAGAGCAGCAGCACCUGUAUGUGGGGCCCCAGGUGGUGGCUGCAGGCCUCCCCAGCCUGUUCCGAGGGAUGGAGAUGGUGCCCAACCAGGAGAAGGGGGGCUACGUGGUUGCCGGCUUCUUGACAUUCCAUUGCCUGGCUCAGGGCGAGGGAGAUCUCUAUGGCGAGUGUCUGCGCAGCUUCUGGACAUGCCCACGGUGUGGCCUGUACAUGCCCUUCACCCCGCUGGAGCGCGUGGCCCAUGAAGAUGCCUGCCAGUCCUCAGGCCCGGAGGGGGAGCCCGGCCUAGCUGGCCCUUCUGAAAAGGCUGUCCAGAGCUCUUCUGGGGCCACUGUCCUGCACCGGCCUUUCCAUUGCCCCGUCUGCCAGCAGAAGCUGUUCCUGACCCCCACAGAAAUCCUGCGCCACCAGAAGCAGCAUCACACACCUUCGGAAGGGUGACAGGCCAAUUCAGUUGGCACACAGUUGGGCUGGUCAGGACAUGGCUUAGUCUGAAAUCCAAGGACACGUGGAAUAAAACCCUGCACUGCCAGAAGAGCGAUUGGCUCCCAGGACCUGCUUUUUGGUGAUCAAGGGCAGAGCCAGCCAAAGAUCUGCCUACCCUUGACUGGGGUCCCUAACCCCAAACAUUUGGAUUUGCUCUUGUCCCUACAAAGGGGAUGGGUUGGUCUGGUUUCUCAUCUUCCCCAACAAAGGUGGGCAUUCUCAUCUGCGCUAAUGAAUCUUUACCUCUAGGUGGCAACCUCGCCACAUCCUAGUGUGGGCUGAUGCUCUCCCUCCCCCUCUCUCUGUAUGGGGGUCAAAGUCCAACAAAUAGGCGGGUUUCUGUGGCCUGAAGGUUCUUGCUUCCCCCAUUUUGGACUGGGGAGACAGCAGUGUCUGGCUGGGGCCUUGGGCUUUCUUCUUGCUUGUGGAAAACAUCUUCUUUCUAAGGUAGGAGGCAUUCUCUGGUCCACUCUCAUUUUAUGGCCCCCUCAAGUUUACGGAAGCCCUUCAAGAGCUGGGUAACCGGAGCUGGGCUGAGCAGGGCCUCAGGGGUCUGGCUUCCACGCUUGUCCUGAAACAUCUUGGCCUUCUGAGUGUCUUUUGUUGUGGUUCUGGCAGCUGGGAGCUCUUCCAAUGGAGCAGGCAGCUUGCCCUAGGAUGGAAGGCUAACAGGUUACGCUUUGGGUUGGGGGUGACUCUUAGUUGUUUCUCAGUCGGUGGGGCCAAGUUUGGGUUGCCACAGGUGAGCUGGGUCUGAGUCAGAGGGCAGGGAGAGUUGGGGAAAGGCUUGGGUCUUCUCUUCCCUCGCUGAGGCCUGGCAGGACACCUGUGCCACUUUGCCUUUUGGCUUUUGUGAGGGGCUUCAAUGGCUUCCAUUUUCCACCAGUGUGUAGAGGGGGACAGGGGUUAUCUUUGUUGGCUUGCAAAGAACGCUCUGAAUGUCUUUUUCAAAGCCUUCCUGGGCUGGCAAGCAUUGCUUCAGUGGCCCCAUACAGUCUUCUUCCACAAAGUCAUUUCUUGACAGACUUGCAUUUUACCCUUGAGUCACUGCAUCCACCACCAUCCACCCACUCUUUGGCCACACUUCCGCUGUGCCUUCCUUUAUACUGAGCAAUAUAUCUUUUUUGAAUGGCUCAUAUGAGGCUGUUCCCGUUUUCCAUAAAGUGAGCACUUAACUGUAGCUGGGCAAGUGCCAUGUGGCUGCGUCCUGGUGUUGAUUGUGAAGGGCAUGCCCAUAACAGGCCAGACGGAAGUGGAGAUGCACCCAAGUGGGAAGGAUGCGGUGCCCCCCCGAAGUGGUGUGAUCAGCCCCUCAUGUUCCCCCUCCCCCAGUCACUCUCUGUGUGUUCAUCCCUCAUGCAUCUUUAACUAGCACCCAGUGAUUAAUUCACAUUAAUUUAUUUUUGUAUUAAUAAACUAUGGAGGAGGGUGAGUCUUCCGGCACGAUGCGCUUCAGAGGCCAGGCCAGGCUUGCGAAAUCAAGGGUUCCUUGCUUAGCCAGGCAGCCCCUCUUCUGGGUGCUUUGGCAAAGGCAUUUCUGUGAGUUCCUUAUCUGCCAGUGUGAAUGAAGCCCAGAGUCAAACCUUAGAUCUGGAAAUCAUGGAAACUGUAGAUUUGUUCUAAAGCCUUUAAUUCAGAGCGUAGGUCACAUCAUAAAAAAGAAGAAUCUGGCGAUUCCCACGCAGGCCCCUUGCCUGUAUCCCGUUGCCCCCUCCCACCAAGCCAGGCGGCUCCUACUAUCCCUCUACAAACUACAGAGCAUUCACUGCAAAGCAUUGCGAGCCUGGGAACAGUUCACACCUUCCUUUGAUAAGGCCUGUGUCCGGGAUACCCUGGGGCGCUGAGGGGCGCCAUUUGGCACUGGCAGGCUCAGUCCUGACGCCCAGGGCAGCCCUGGGGCAGCUUCUUGUGUGUCCUGGCAUUUCCUGAUGGCUCAGCAGCCCCCUUCUUCCACAACUCCUUGUGUGAUCUUUCCCCAGCUGACAGUGCCCGUGCACUGCCUCCAGCUGACUGACUGCAGUUCCUCUGGGAACUAAAGAACAGCAAAGCUUUGGGCACUCUGGCUUACUGGGGACUAUGGGCAAAGAAAUCCCCCCAGAAGAACUGCAUCGUUAGCUGCAUGCCAGUGGGGCACGGUGCAUUAAUUGAGACCAGUGGCUUGAGCAUCAAAAUGGUGUGAAAAGCUCUGGCAGUCAGAGGACUUCCUGCUUCCCCCUGCGAUGUGGUCUUUCAUGGCAGAAACUACAUGGGGCAGAAACCCAUCUUGCUUGGAAGCCAGGGUUUUUCAGACCCAAACUCCCACUUGUGAGGAAUUCUACCUGCUCAGGGGGCCUGGCUGUACUUGCUUCCUCCCUCCCCCCCACACAAGUCUUGUCAUACAAGUCUGUCAAAGCCAAAGUGUUGGGCGGGGGAGCAUGUUUCUGAUACUGUAGGCUGGAUUUUCAUUGCAAUAAAAGCUGCCUCGUGGCUUGGAUUUGUGCCAGAGCCCACGCAAACUGCUUUUGUGAAAAGUGGAUGGACCCAAGGAAUCUCUGAGUGCAAACAGCAGAUAUGUAGUCCAGGUCAUAUAGCAAAAGGAACACGGAAUCAUUGUGUAUUUGGGAAGGUGAAUUUUAGCCCAAUGGCUGCCUUGCAUGGCGUGUGGCAACUGUCCAGUUUCAGGCAGAGGGGGGCCUCUCCCCAGCCCAAAGAAAUGCCCGGCUGGAAUCUGGGACCUUCCGCUGGCAGAACGGAGCUGCUUUGAGUCACCAAACUGCUAAGAGACUUUCCAAGAAGGCAGUUUUGGGCUCAACUGAGUGUUCUGAAUACCCUUGAGCAUAGUAGGGCUGCCAACUUUAAGUUGGGAAAUUCACUGAGAUUUUUUUUAGCCGGUAUACUGUGGCGUCCAGUCACCAAUCAGCCAUUUUCUCCAUGAGAAGUGGUUACUAUUGUCUGGGGAUAAGUUCUAAUUCUGGCACUUUAAAAGGUCCCACUUGGGGGCUGGCAGCUCUAGAGCUACACAGGACAAAAUGUGCUGACCAAGGUCUGACCAAAAUGUGUUGACUAAGGUCAUAGCCAUUUGUACAGAACAGAGCACAACUGGGUCUUGCAUUCUGCAGCUCAUACUAUCGUUGCUGUGGGCUCAGAUCAGUAUACAACAGUAUACAAUUAAGAUGAUAAAUGGUGAUGAUGUCCUCAUUGUGGCGCCCUAUUUCACACCCAUCAGCAAGGACAGGCCCAUGUUAAGAUCAAUAUAGUGACCAAACAGCAAUUCCGGGGCCUGGCUUUGGUUUCCCAGGUACGUGGAUGGGCAGGGGCAGUGAAGCGAGAGCAUGGCUUGGCAGCAUCCGAUUGCUAAGCCUGCCCGGGGUGAUGGAAACAUGAAGCCUCUUCCUGGCAGUUCUGGGCUCAGCAUUUCCAUUCUGGGAAAUGUUUUGCCUGUAACCACAGAGCCAAAACAGGGCCAACUGGGGAGGGGAACGGGGAAGUGACAUCCCUCCUCGCCAGCAGUAAAAAGAUGUCUAGCCAGCUGAGCAGCAAGAGAUCAUGGAUCCUCCCUCUCUGUGAGAAAAGUGAAGAUUCAGGAUCAACGCCCUCCCAUUUCCACAAUUUCACAUAAAAGCAUCAAGCAGCUGUCCAGUUUCCCUGAAGUUGCUUCCUCAGCUGCUAUUUGUACUGCAGGGGGUUGCGGGAGGGGAAUAGAGAUAUAAAAUGUCCAGAAAUGUUGAAGCCCCAGGAAACAAAAGUGAAAAUUUUGGGGAAGUUGAAAUGUACGUGAUACUUACUGUCUAAUCAAGCCUAAAUUAAUUUUUGCUGCUUUAAGAACAUUAAGUGCAUCAUUUAUAACUGUUGUGCCUCCACUCUUAUGCAAGAAGUCAGACUUGAGGGUUAGCAGAAUCUGUUUAUUGAGAAAUUGCAGUGGUCACACAACUGGCUAUUGCCAGGACUGGCAACCAAAAAGCUAGCAAAAAUUUUUAUAAGGCUAAGCUGAACACCAUUUCCCUCCCUACAUCUCCAGGCAAAAGCUAAACUUCUGCGGGACAGAACUUUCCCCAAGUUCAGAAGAUGAGAUACCAACAUUCCCAGGUGCUGAAACCAUAACGCAGUGGUUAAGCAAACUGCGCCAAGCAAGAGCUAUCCACUUUCUGGGAACAUGGGGCAGGCCUUGACAUACCGCCCCCACUCCAAAGCCCAAUCUGUUUAUAAUGAAAGGCUUUAAAACGAAUAGGAGCAGAAAUGUCCUGUGCAUCAACCCACUUAUCCUUCCCCCAAGGAAAAGUGUUUCCAACAACAGAGAAGUCAAAGUCAGCUGCUCUGAAGCUGGGAGGCCAGAAUCUGUGCCAUUUCAUGGUGGAAAUUCUUUUCAACUAUGAUGGGUGCAGGGACCAUACAGCAAAGGUGCCAAGCAUCCAGGGAGAGGCAAACUGAAAUGAACGGUGGGAUGAACAGCCCUAUAAGUUUUAGGUAACUCAAGUUCCAUAGUCACUUCAUUGAUCACACAUUUGACAGGGAACGGUCCCACAAACUUGGCCCCUAACUUGUGGCUUGGCUGGAACAUAAACUAACCCGCCCUCCAAGGCUGGAGCCUGGUUUUUGUCAGUAUACUUUUUAUAAGAUGCUUUGGCCUUACCAGAGUCUUGACUUGCAUAAGCCAUGUGUGGCGAGUACACCAUGCCACUGGCCAGCAAGCAUAGCGGAUUGGCCAGAGAAAAGGGAUUCCUGGUGGUUGUUUUCAGGAACCCUCCUUUCUUUUUCUUUCGCUGCCACCAUUUGCUUAAGGAGAUCUAGAAAACCCCACACUGCUUCUAGCCACCAGUAUUUUCAAGGAUUCCCACCUCUCAGUCACUCUUGCUUGAGGGGAAGUUCCUACAGGGUCCCUUAAUAAUUUUGGAGGGAGCUCAUGAUGGCUGGGGUUUCUAGUCAGUCACUCACGUUAUCAAUCACACACUCACAGACACACGCGAGGGAAUUUGAAUAAAAUGUUUAUUUUUGAAGUAAAAGAAUCUCCUUU